AUGUUGACCAAAACGGUUCUCUUCGCCUUGAUGGCAGCUCUUGUUGCCGCCCGGCCCAUGCCUCAAGAUCCUCCUCCGCCAGGAGGUCCUCCCGGAGGAUUUCCCCCACCCGGAGGUCCGCCAGGAGGCCCACCAGGAGGCCCACCACCGGGAUCACCACCAGGCUCGCCGCCUGGAGGAGGUUUUCCACCACCAGGAUCGCCGCCGGGCUCGCCGCCAGGCUCACCACCUGGGUCCCCACCCGGAGGCGCACCUCCACCUACUGGCCCACCUCCCGGCGCUCCUCCAACGGGUCCGCCGCCAGGGGCACCACCAACUGGACCGCCCCCCGGAGCCCCUCCAACUGGCCCUCCGCCAUCUCAACCGCCGGUCCAGCCACCGCCAAAGUUUUAA
Messenger RNA from Aaosphaeria arxii CBS 175.79, 393 nucleotides. RefSeq lists its product as uncharacterized. NCBI's taxonomy places the organism in Eukaryota, Fungi, Ascomycota, Dothideomycetes, Pleosporales. The transcript has 9 exons. Bases 1 to 393 code for a protein of 130 amino acids. The record is from RefSeq and is a predicted model, not a curated record.